This is a messenger RNA of Octopus sinensis (East Asian common octopus), 2592 nucleotides long. Its product is annotated as DNA replication ATP-dependent helicase/nuclease JHS1-like. Gene Ontology annotation, biological process: replication fork reversal. Gene Ontology annotation, cellular component: cytoplasm. NCBI's taxonomy places the organism in Eukaryota, Metazoa, Mollusca, Cephalopoda, Octopoda, Octopodidae. The record is from RefSeq and is a predicted model, not a curated record. Gene Ontology annotation, molecular function: helicase activity; 5'-flap endonuclease activity.
AUGUUGGCAUCCUUCUUCAGCGACUCUCCCCAUAAAAUACCAAAGUGUUCUUCUCCGGAGCCAUUCCUCGACGGUAAAGUCUACACAAUAACAAAUUGGUGGACCCUUUCAAACGGGGACAAAGUUCUCGAAUUUCAGGAUCCCCAAAAUACUCAAAAAAAUCUAAAAACGUGUACUUUGGAGGGUUUUUGGAGUUAUACUCUGACCAAGAAGGGCGAUUCGGUCCUCUUCAUCGACUCUGCCGACUCCUGCAGAGUGACAGACCAUCGGGGAAUGGUUGUGGUGAACCCUCAAACUCUCAUUUCCGUCACAACUCUGUCCAAUUCGCAUUUUUGUUUACGGAAGACUGUUCUGGCUCAUAGAUUUGGGCAGCAGUGUUGUAACAAGUAUACCACUCUUGGCCAGAUUGUCCACAAAUUGGUUGAGAAGAGCACCAUUGGCCAGGCUUUUGACUUUUCCGAAUCCCUCAAUUCCCUUUGUACUCAAAACUAUGACAUUUUGGCGGGAAUGAUGCUUAACAAAAUGGAUACAUCUCAAAUUGUUGAGGAAAUUAAUUCCAAAUAUAAACGGGGGAUUCUCCAGUUUUCUCACAAGUUAAAUUCCGAGUUAUCCCGCCCGGUAAGUGUGUGGGUGGAGGAGGAUGUUCGGUCAGCCAGGAUUGGAGUGGUCGGGAAAAUCGACAUUCUGGCAAAGCUCGCAAACGGCACGUCCAUUCCAGUGGAGAUUAAAAGUGGGAAAAAGACAAAUUCAAAUUGGCUGAAUCAUUCUGCCCAAGUUCAGUUAUAUCUGCUCUUAUUAACACAAUCGUCCAGAAAGGGGGGAUACUUGUAUUACCCUCUCGACGGGGGAACUCUCACUCAUGUGGAGGACCUACUUCCCCAACAAAAGUCAUUGAUACAGUCACGGAACCAACUCUCUCAUUACAUUGCUUCCUCCUUUGAGCAUCUCCCUGAUAUGAUCGAUAACUCGAGGAUAUGCUCGAAAUGUCCUCUCUCUGUCGUGUGCCUCCUCUAUUCACAAUCCACUCACUCUGAUCUCUCUCACAUGCUUGGACAUUUGAGACCAGAGGAUAUCACCUAUUUUAAUCACUGGCAGAGACUGAUCGAUAUUGAGCGGGAAGAGGAGGGUGGUCCACGUGUGUUGAAGGCCCGGAGAGUUGGGAGUGAGUGCUCUGUCAUGUUCGAGGGGGGUGACUUGAUGGGAGUAGUGUCUGGCACUGUGUUGUACAUUACUGAGAAUGGGGAAGAGUGGGAAAUGAUGGUUGAGAGUGUUUGUGUUGGGAAAUUCACUGUGAUUUGCAAUUUUGAUGAGAAUAUUGUCAAGUACGACUGUCUCUACUCCAUCCGAGUUGGGGAAUAUGAACACUUUUAUCGGACUGGACUGGGUUAUUUGGCUGCUCUCAUGGAGGAUUCUUUACACAAGAGGUUGGUCACUCGGCCAUGCAUUGGGGGAAAAGUCAAGACAGAAUUGAAUGUUGAGCAGGAAUUGGUGCUUGAUCGAAUAUUGAAUUCUGGGGAUCAGUUCGUCCUUGUUCGGGGGUGUCCUGGGAGUGGGAAGACAACACUAUUAGCACGGGUAGUCCAAUCAUUAGUGGACUGUGGGAAUACUGUUUUGGUGGUUUCUCACACCAACUCGGCCGUCGACGGCAUCUCCCGUAAACUGGAAAAGCUGGGCACUCCCUUUUGGAGGUUUGGCGAUAAGGACCGCAUGGACAGUGAUCUGCUUCCCCAAUCCUUCGAAAACGUCGUCUGUGAUAUUUUAAAGUUGGAAGGAAUGAAAUGGGGGGAAAUGGAAAGUCUAUUUUAUUCCCGGGUAUUGCCUGGUGUGGUUGGUAUUACUAGAACGUGGUCACAUCGACGUGUUGUGGUUGUCAAUUCCAUUUUAUCAUCCCGUGACUACGACUGGUGUAUUGUGGAGGAGAGUUGUCAGAUAAUGCAGCCUCUCCUGAUUGGUCCAUUAUGUCUGGCCAAACGUGCCUGUCUAAUUGGCGACCCCCUCCAGUUAUUGCCUGUUACUCGGUCAAGGAAGGCGAGGUCUGUGGAUAUUCUUAUUCUAGAAAGGAGGGCAUUUGUAGUAGUCAUGCAGUUGGCCAACCAUCUCCUUUAUGAAGGGAGAUUGCAGUGUGGGGACGACUCCAUCAGGGUUAGGACGAUUUCCCCCAAUAAGGAUCUCAUUGUCCAACCAAAGUGGCUGAGUCGUGUUGUGAGCAGUCGACUGGAGGACUCUGUUCUGUUCAUAAAGUACACCCAAAUUGAGAAAUCCCGUGUUCAGAAUAGAUUGGAGUUGUCAAUAGUAGACCAAAUAGUCACCCUGUUGACUCAAGCCUUUCUGAUCCACAACGAGCUCAAGUGCGUGGAAAGCAGUACUAUUGACAAGUACCAAGGGAGGGAAAAGGACGUGAUUGUAAUAUCCUUUGUUCGAUGUGAGAACGAUUCGAUAUUGAAUGAUCUGCGGAGACUGACUGUGGCCGUGACCCGAGCAAGGUACAAGCUGGUUAUGGUUGGCCAUCGUCUGACAUUGGAGACACACUAUCACCCAAUGCGCAAAUUAUUUCGCUCACUCUCAGCCGAUCAAAUUGUGGAUUUCGAGUGA